AUGUAUCUCUCAUUUAUAGCUGCUCUUUUCUUUUCUGUUCAUGGGGCUGAUACGUCGAAGAUUUGCCCCCAUCUCUGCUUCUGCUAUGAAUCCUCCAGUUUUGUGGAUUGUCACAAUCGGCACUUGGCCCAUGUUCCUCAUGGCAUCCCUCACAAUACAUGGAUGCUGAAUUUGAGACACAACAACUUGAGUGGACUAGAGGUAGGCUGCUUUGAUGCUUUGUGGUCUUUGAAGAUCCUUCUUCUGUCCCACAACUCCAUUGCAAAGAUUUGGCCCCAAACAUUCACGUCCCUGAGUUUCCUGGAGAAGAUGGACCUCAGCUACAACUUGUUGGCUCACUUACCACAUGACUUCUCAAAUGAGUUGACUUCCCUAAAGGAUCUCAAGGUGGCCCACAACUGUUUGAUAGCUUUGGGUUUUGAAAGCUUGCAGUAUAUGGAGAACUUGGAGAAGCUGGACUUGAGCCACAACCUGGUCACUUCGAUUGAGAAAGGGACUUUCCGAGGACUCUCCAGGCUCCGACAUCUCUACCUUCAGUCUAACAGGCUUGCAGUUAUCUAUAACGGCUUCUUUUUUAUGCUUCAGAACCUGGAAGUUCUUUUGCUUAACAGCAACAACAUCAGCUUUAUUGAAGUAGAGGCUUUCACUUCAUUACACAACUUGAAUUUUCUGGCUUUGACUGGCAACCGGCUCAUCCACCUAAAAUUUAAGACUUUCCUAAAUAUCCAAACAGUAAGCACACAUAUCCAGCUGGCUGGUAACCCAUGGGCCUGUGACUGUGAUCUCCAAAGGGUUUUUGGCAAAAUCAUGAGUGUUCGGCACCUUCAUGUGGACGAUUAUGAGAACCUCACCUGUUCCAGUCCUUGGCAAUUAGCUGGCUCGCCUCUUGUUUCUGUGGACAGCCAGCUGUGCAUGGCAGAGACAGCCACUGUCUUAGUGAUCACAGUUACUGUCCUGGUGACAGUGAUUGCUGCGAUUGUGAUGGCAGAAAGGAACAGGAAGAAGAACCAGGAAAAGAACUGGAAUGAAUUGGAAGGGCCCUUUGACUCGCAGGAGAAAUAA
Notechis scutatus (mainland tiger snake) is the source of this 1062-nucleotide messenger RNA. RefSeq lists its product as uncharacterized. Gene Ontology annotation, cellular component: plasma membrane. NCBI's taxonomy places the organism in Eukaryota, Metazoa, Chordata, Lepidosauria, Squamata, Elapidae. The record is from RefSeq and is a predicted model, not a curated record. Gene Ontology annotation, molecular function: protein binding.